UUUUCGGUCGGUGCUUUGCUGCAGCUACCAGCUACUCAGCCAGUAUGAACUGCAGUCGGCUGGGUGGCAGCGGCACCUGAGUUGUCUGCCGAUCGCCCCCACUUCUCCUUUCUCUCUUCCCCCACCCCUCAGGGCUCGGAAAUGACUGACUGGAACAAGAACAUGGAAGUUAAGCACGACCGCCUGCCGGAGGAGCCUUACGAUCAGCUGAAAUUAAAACCUGGGGCCAGGGAAGCGACCCAGAGCGCUCCCCGGGGGACUACCAACUUGUACAGCGCGGCCAAAAAGAAGGAUUACACUGUGUCGGUCUACCUCAAUCACAGGACGAAAAGCGAGCAUUCACAGCAGAAGUGCAUCGUAGGGUUUGCCCUGGUGUGCUGUUUUGCCAUCUCUGUUGCACUGAUAUUUUCAGCUGUGGAUAUUCCAGGUACCAGCAGCGACACAGAAUUAAUUACAGAGGACAACUGCAAUAGGAACUGCCGAAUCCACCUUGUGGAAAACAUUCCCGAUGGGCUGGAUGACAUUGACAACACUACUAGGCGCAUCUCAUUGUUCCAGGGGUGGAUGGAUUUGCUGGAUACUGCACUGCACAGUGUUGAUAUUGUCUCUUCUAAUUGGGCUCUGAGAAUUGGGAAACUGGACCACAAUCAUUCAUUUUCCCACAGGGGUGAAAAGAUAUUUGAGAAGCUGCUUCAGCUGCAGUCUCGUAACAUUGGCCUGCGAGUCCCAGUCAAUAAGUUCCAGUCUGAGUCCCAGGAUAUAAAGGAUCUGAAAGCCAAUGGUGCUUUGGUGAAAUACAUCAACAUGACUCCCAUUAUUGACGGCAAGCUUCAUUCUUCUUUUUGGGUGGUGGACAAGAAGCACAUUUACAUUGGCAGUGCCCACAUGGACUGGCGUUCUCUGACUCAGAUGAAAGAGCUGGGUAUUGUCGUGUACAACUGUAGCUGCCUGGCUCUGGAUCUGCACAAGGUGUUCUCAGUGUAUUGGCAGCUGGAGUACCGAGACUCAGUGCCCAAAAUCUGGUCAAAGAAACUGUUCGCCAUCUCCAGUAAGCAUACGCCUCUCAAGUUACAGCUGAACGAGGCUGAAGCUGAGGUCUACCUGGCUACUUCUCCUAAACUCCUGUGCCCCAAUGGUCGCACCAUAGACAUUGAUGCUGUUCUCAGUGUUAUUGCCAGUGCUAGGAGAUUUAUACAUGUAGCUGUCAUGGAUUUUCUGCCUCUCAUCAACAACACCAAUGCUCAGAGGUACUGGCCUACGAUAGAAAAGGAGCUGCGGGAAGCUCUCUUUCUACGCAAUGUGAAGGUGCGACUCUUGGUCAGCUGCUGGAAGGAAACAUACGCACCUAUGCUCAACUUUCUGUGGUCCCUCAAAAUGUUCUGCAUUGAGCCCAUCAACUGCAGCUUUGACGUGAAAUAUUUUGUAGUUCCGCCUUCCGAAGGGGAAGAGGUCAUAUUCUCCAGCGUUAAUCGCAACAAGUACAUGGUGACGGACAAGGCAUCAUAUAUCAGUACCUCUGACUGGGUUGGGAAUGACUAUAUGAAAAACACGGGGGUGAGCCUGGUCAUUGAGCACAGACGGAGCAGAUGGCUGAAGGACACGACAUCAAUUCACGAGGAACUACAAGCGGUGUUUGAGAGAGACUGGAAUUCCAAAUAUGCCCAAAGUUUAGAAAUAAAUACCUUUCUAGAAUGCUUGAACCUUAAAAAAUAUCAACACACUGCAUCUUAAUUUAGCCUGGAGGAAGUGAUACCAGUUUAUUUGAGGUAGGGGCAGUGGAGCAGAAGGUGUGCAGGAGGUAGAUGGGGGGGAAGAUAGAAUCCAGGAGUACAAGAUUUUUUGACUUGAGAAUUGGGUUAAGGAGAAACAUUUUAUCUAAUCUACUUCCAAAUUGACUGAAGUAAUUACGUAUGGUAAAAAUCCGGCAUUUUGGUGGUUCUGGACUGGCAGGUUUUCUGGACUAUUGGAUGUUAUUGCUAUUAAUACAACAGCACACUUACAAUUCAUUUAUUUAGACAUAUCAGGGUAUUAUAGUACAUCUUCCAGUGAACCUGAUAAGUUUAAAGGGAGUGUUGGAACAGGGGCCCCAGUGAGUUUCAGGGGAACUUGGUCCACGGUGAGUUUUAGGGAAGCUUGGGAAUUGGGGUCCCGAUGAGUUUCAGCAGAGUCAGGAAACACCACCUGUGAGCCUGAUUCCAAACCAAUGGGAUUUUUGAAUCAUCAAAUAACAGAUUAUCAGGGCUUUACUGUAAUAAUAUAAACUUUCAGUGGUCGUACAAUGGUCUGGAUAACCUCUCCAUGUAACCAGAGAGCAGUGACUUAGCUACGUGGGUUUAAAAUGGUAUAAAUUAAAUGAGUUGAAACCUUAUCGAACAAUUGACAUAAGGCAUUCCCAUUUUUAUAACUGGGGCACUUGUUUUCAUCAGAUUUAAGUCUGUGUAAUUAACAUUACACUGCACAAUUACAACCCAAAUGGAGCCAAUCUGAAGCUCUCUGGAUAUGAUUAUUUGUGAAUAGACUCUCCAUCUAUACAGAUGUCUCCAUCUAUUUUUUUCUCUCUGUUUUCUCUACUGACAUUUCUGGUCGUGAUGUAAUACUUGCAGCUGAUUCUCCUCUACUGGGCUGGCUACUAAAUAGAAUAAUGCUCCAAUUACUAUCCACUGCACAGAUUAGCAGCUCCAGUUACAACCCGAGUAGAACAGCUCUCCAACAAAUACCUGCUAAAUAGAAUAGCAAUCCUAUUGUUAUAACUGCUUAUAGAACACAACAUCACCCCAUUUCCAAUGCAUUCAAGUUUGUAGCAUAAGUGAAUCUGUACUUCAGCACUUAUUUCAUUCACAUUUCAUUUUAUUGCAUUCAAUUCUGGUUGCCCCAUUAUGGGAAGGAUGUGGAGGCUUUGGAGAGGGUGCAGAAGAGGUUUACAAGGAUGCUGCCUGGAUUAGAGGGUAUGUACUGUAAGGAAAGGUUGGACAAACCUGAGUUGUUUUCUGUGCAGAGGCUGAGGGGAGAAUUGAUAGAGGUUUAUAAGAUUAUGAGAGGCAUAGAUAUGAGUAGCCAGCUGGUAUCUUUUUCCCAGGGUCAAAAUGUCUAAUACUAGAGGGCAUGCAUUUACGGUGAGAGGGGGUAGGUUUUUUUUACACUGGUGCAGGGCAGGUUUUUUUACACAGAGAGUGGUGGGUGCCUGGAAUGCACUGCUGGGGUGGGAGUGAAGGCAAAUAUGAUAGAGGUGUUCAAGAGGCUCUUAGAUAGGCACGUGAAUGUGCAGAGAAGGGAGGGAUAUGGACAUUGUGUAGGCAGAAGGGAUUAGUUUAGUUAAGUAUUUAAUUACUAGUUUAAUCAGUUUGGCACAACAUCAUGGGUCGAAGGGCCUGUUCUAUGUUCUUAUUUGGACUGGAUUGUCAGAGACACCGUCAGUACUAUAGCUAGGAUCGAAGGCCAGAAGGCCAUCCAAAUGUAAUAAGGGAACUUAUUUGACCCUUUUAUCAAGACACAUUGUAAGCACAAAAGACAUGAAGCUUUUACUGUAUCUAGCCCACCCCUCGCAUCAGAGGGGCCACUUCCAGGUAUUUGGCUCACGAUCUAUUACUCCACCUGCUCCCGAGCUCCUCCACCACUAUUGACUCUCUGGCCAACUGGUGUCCGUACAGCUGACAGGUAUCACUGCUUCCUUUUCUCCCUUGUGCUUCGAUAAAUGCAAACAAUGGCUGUUAGUAAACAGGAUUAUCAUGACAGCCAGAGCACCUUUGGAAAUAGUAGCUAGACAGUGCAGCAUGGUAGAAAUUAGGACCUAGCUGUGUAGGGUCUUCUCCCAGGUAAUGUGUUGAUGAAUUCUGAGAUCAUGAUCAAUAGAUGCUGCACCCUAGGUAGGUCCUAAGUUUCAUAUGAAUAUUUUGGGGGAGUUGACAGCACCUUUGAUGCCUCCAGUUCACCCAGUUCCAAGCACAAAUGCGGAGAGUCACCACGCUUGUACAGUCAGUGAUUAGGAAGGCAAAUGGGAUGUUGGUCUUUGUGGAAUAGGGGAUGGAGUAUAAAAGUAACAAUACCGUGUAACCACUGUACAGGGCAUUGGUGAGACCACACCAGGAGUAGGCAGUCAGCUUUGGUCUCCUGAUUCAAGGAAGGAUGUGCUUGCUUUGGAGCCAGUGCAGAGAAGAUUCACUGGUUUGAUUCCUGGGAUGAAUGGGUUGAUGUAUGAAGAAAUGUGAUCUUAUUGAAAGAUAUAAGAUUCCGAGGGAACUUGACAGAGUGGAUGCGAGAGGAUGUUUUCCCUGGUGGGGGUAUCUAAAAAUAGGAGAAACAUUCAGAAUUAGGGGUCACCUAUAGCAGAUGGAAAUAAGGACGAUUUUUUUCUCCCAGAAUGUUGUGAAUCUUUGGAAUUCUCUACCUGAGAGGGUGCUGGAGGUUAAGUCAAUGAAUAUAUUCGAGAAAUGUUCGGUGUAAAGGAGGGGUAAAGGUUUAUGGGGAAAUAGGCAGGAAUGCAGAGCUGAGGCCAAUUUCCGAUCAGCCCUAACAUUGUGGAGUGACAGAGGAAGCUCAAGGAGCUGUGACCUACUCCUGCUUCUAUUUCUAACGAGGACACAAGAGACGGCAGAUGCUGUAAUCUGGAGCAAAAAAACAAACUGCUGGAGGAAACUCAGCGGGUCGAGCAGCAUCUGUGGAGGCAAAGGGAUGGCUGACGUUUCGGGUCGAGACCCUGCAUUGGGACUAACAUUCUAUCCUUUGCCUCCAUGGAUGCGGCUCAACCCACUGAGUUCCUUCAGCAGUUUGUUUUUUUGCCCUUAUUUCUAACGAGUUGCCUUAAACCUAACCCGAAUGUGACGACAGUUUUAAACCAUGAACCAUAAAUAUUGUGUGUCUGCAACCAACUGAUGAUCCCCAAAAAAAAUUGAAACAUUAUUUUUGCUGGAUGCAAGCAGCAUAUGGCUUGAAUUUCUUGGUUUUUAUUUAUGGUUCUGUUCAGGGAUGUUUAGUUGUUACAAAAUUGGGAAAGUUUGAGUCACAGAACAAUUUUUAGUCAGAUGCAUCAACUUUCAGUUUGUAUAGUAAAUCACAACAAAAUUGCUAAUGACUAAUUAAAAGGGAACUAUUCAUGCCUACCCGUGUUUUUACUAAUCGUUUUUCUCCCUUUGGCUACCCUGUCCUGUCACUGGCCAGUGCAGUUCAUUAAAUGUUCAUUGUUGGUCAGUAUCCACGCACAAUGUCCAUACUUUAAAAACUACAU
This is a messenger RNA of Pristis pectinata (smalltooth sawfish), 5221 nucleotides long. RefSeq names its product inactive phospholipase D5-like. The transcript has 10 exons. Gene Ontology annotation, molecular function: catalytic activity. The coding region runs from base 142 to 1731 and encodes 529 amino acids. The record is from RefSeq and is a predicted model, not a curated record. NCBI's taxonomy places the organism in Eukaryota, Metazoa, Chordata, Chondrichthyes, Rhinopristiformes, Pristidae.